CAUUGAACUCUGCUAUAAAGACGCCCAUUAGAGCUCCUUUACCACCAAGCUCUCAUGCCGCUACCCCUUCCCCCUCAAAUGACCUACAGUCUUUGAAGUGGUCUACUGCAAAUCCAACGAAUGAUCGAGCUGAAAGUUCUUGUAUCAGCAGUCCAUUCUCCCAUCCCACGGCAACCAUGUCCACAUCUACACCAUACCGAAACAACACGAAGAAAUACUCGGAGCUCACGCCGUUAACCAGCAAAACAGCACGCCGAGAACUGAAUGUGAAAGAGAGUGAGACUGAAGUACCCUUGCCACUUUCUCGGGAAAUAAGCGGUGCCAUACGUCUUUCAUAUGAUUGCGAUGACGAUUGGACAAGUGCAUUUGAUGCAAGUCUUGGUCAUGAUGAUGGUGUUCCUUUCGAAUGCAGCAAUUGUGACGAGUUAAAAAAAGAGAAUGAAAGACUGAAAGCGACUGUCACUCAGUUAAAAGGUUUGCUAAAUGCCCCACCUGGAACCGCCGCAUAUCUGAGUCACUAG
Molecule: messenger RNA, 521 nt
Organism: Dendronephthya gigantea
Lineage: Eukaryota; Metazoa; Cnidaria; Anthozoa; Malacalcyonacea; Nephtheidae
Exons: 2
Coding region: 177-521 (114 amino acids)
Source: RefSeq, a predicted model, not a curated record